Amphibalanus amphitrite is the source of this 1252-nucleotide messenger RNA. Its product is annotated as 40S ribosomal protein S6-like. The record is from RefSeq and is a predicted model, not a curated record. Gene Ontology annotation, cellular component: ribosome. NCBI's taxonomy places the organism in Eukaryota, Metazoa, Arthropoda, Thecostraca, Balanomorpha, Balanidae. Gene Ontology annotation, molecular function: structural constituent of ribosome. The coding region runs from base 439 to 1197 and encodes 252 amino acids. The transcript is spliced from 5 exons. Gene Ontology annotation, biological process: translation.
AUAAAAUCAUGGGCUCCGUCACAUUCUCAAGUUUUUUUUUGUGGGGGGAUGACCCAAAUAUCCAUCACUUUUAACAUUAGCAGGUUUUACGGAAGCAAAUUUAUUUGGAAAGGGGUUCUGGACCCCAAGAUGCCCUACCCACAUGAGGACAAUUCAGUCAAGUUACUUCACCAUUUUACAUCGAUUGGUAAUCAAUGCUUUUUAUUUAGUGGCCUUGUGCCUGUCGAACAUCACUAUUAUUUUUUCCUUUGACUGAUCUUUCACACAUGCAAAAUUUGUCCAUUAGGAGAUCUAAAAUUAGUGUAUCAAUAUUUAUAAUGCAUUGCUUAGCAUUCUGUGGGAAAUCGUAACAUUUAGCGAACAAUUGUCGUUUAUUUGUAUCAGCUCUAUGAAGAUCCUUUUUCCGGUUACCACCGUUGACGGCGCUGGUGGUCGAACAUGAAGCUCAACGUGUCAUACCCCGCACAGGGGUCUCAGAAGUUAUUUGAAAUUGACGAUGAGAAGAAGGUGCGCGUUUUCUACGAGAAGCGCAUCGGCGCCACCGUGGAUAUGGACUCGAUCGGCGACGAGUGGAAGGGCUACGUGUGCCGCAUCACGGGCGGCAAUGACAAGCAGGGCUUCCCCAUGAAGCAGGGAGUCCUUACCACCAACCGUGUGCGCCUGCUGCUCAGCAAGGGCCACUCGUGCUUCCGUCCGCGCAGGAAGGGAUACCGCAAGCGCAAGUCUGUGCGCGGCUGCAUCGUGGACGCCACCCUCUCCGUCAUCUCCCUGGUGCUGGUCAAGAAGGGCGAGCAGGAGAUCCCCGGACUGACGGACGUCACCGUACCGCGCCGGCUCGGACCCAAGCGUGCCAACAACAUCCGCAAACUCUUCAACCUGACCAAGGAGGAUGACGUGCGUCAGUACGUGCUCAAGCGGCCGCUGCCUGCCAAGGAGGGCAAGGAGAACGCCAAGCAGCGCUUCAAGUCGCCCAAGAUCCAGCGCCUCAUCACCCCCGCUCGUCUGCAGCGCAAGAGGCACCGCGCCGCGCUCAAGAAGCGCCGCGUCGAGAAGCGGAACGUGGAGGCGGCCGAGUACGCCCGCCUGCUGGCGCAGCGCGCCAAGGAGACCACAGAGAAGAAGAAGGAGGCUCGCCGCCGGCGCAGCUCCAUGCGCGACUCGCAGAGCUCGCAGGAGGCCAAGAAGGCCGCCAAGUGAUCGCACCAUCGCUCGCCGACUAACACACAAUACAUGGAUACGGUGUGACGCCGGC